AUGUCCAGUGGUGUUAUUUUGGAAAUAAAAGAGUUCGGCGAGCUGCUGGAUGACGCCGGGCAAAAAGUAUCAGUGCAGCGGUUUACGUGGAAAACACAGGCCGGAUUGAAGCUGUCGGUGAUCAACCUCGAUGCAGCAAUAAUCGAACUCUGCAUCCCAGAUCGCACAUUGCAACUCGAUCGAUCGGAAAACAUUCUUCUUGGGGUGGACACCCUUGAAGAGUAUCUACAAUUGGAUCCGACGCUGAUGUGUGCGGCUCGAUUCGAGGGUUCGGUUCGCGAUCGUACAGCGCAGGAAAACCAGCCACUAAAGCCAGGUGUGGUUGACCGAACGCGUGUCUGGCAUCCGUUCGUUGAUGGCACACGUCUGCAUUUGAGCCUCGAGCAGAGCAUCAUUGCUACGGUGACGAUCACCGUCGAAGCGAUGAACGUGGUACGCAUCCAGUACCGUACCUCUUGUGCAACCGGUGGCCUCUGCCGCUUAGCACAUAGAUUUUUGAUAAACCUCGCCGGAAGGGAUGCAGGACCGGCGGGCACUUACGAGCAUGUAGUGCAACUGAACUCGGACCGGUACAUCGACAACAAACGCUUCCUCCGCCAUGUUUCGGAGAACCUUGCCGAUUUGCGGAUCGCCCAACACCUCGGUUUGAUCCUCUACAACGCACGGAAUGCAUCUCGAGGAAGCCAAAUGGAAACACUCUGCGGCAUCUACACCGUGAACAACGCAUCGCAGGAAGGUUUCGCUGCCCGGCUCAUUCACGCCGGCACCGGACGUGCCAUGGAGCUGUACUGCAACUUUCCUUGGCUGUGCUUUUCUACUAUGAGCCAGCUACCAGCCGGGCGCGACCAGCUCGUUCCGUUUUAUCCUCGCGAAGGGCUCCGCCGAGUUUCACUCGUAUUCGACAUCGAACGGUUCGUCAUGUCCAUUGUAGACGUUCUUGAGAAGGAAUCGUCGAAGGAAAAUGACCAGCGCGCUGUGUGCAUUGAAGAUCAAGACAAAGAGCAAGCUAAGGAUCAGGAUGCCGGGGGAAGAUUCUGCCGUGACGCUGGACUGCUUUUGUCUCCAAUCUCCUGCCCGUUUAAAAUUUCCCCAUUCCCCUUCCAACACCAAAUUCCGACGGAAGCUUCCAGUACACGACCAAACGGUGCUUCGCAGUCUCCAGUUACGUUCGUCGGCCACGUGACACUCAAGUUUGGGAUCUGCAAGGACCCAGUAAGAGUUAAGGCAAAAAAGAGUUAG
Anopheles coustani is the source of this 1239-nucleotide messenger RNA. RefSeq lists its product as uncharacterized. Lineage: Eukaryota; Metazoa; Arthropoda; Insecta; Diptera; Culicidae. Gene Ontology annotation, biological process: glucose metabolic process; beta-D-galactose catabolic process via UDP-galactose, Leloir pathway. The record is from RefSeq and is a predicted model, not a curated record. The coding region runs from base 1 to 1239 and encodes 412 amino acids. Gene Ontology annotation, molecular function: aldose 1-epimerase activity; carbohydrate binding. The transcript has a single exon.